CGCAUGCAAACGCCACCGUCUCCCCUCCGCUCCAACUAUUUUAAUCAUUUCAAAAAGGGUGGGUCAUCAGGCAUUUGGCAGUGGCUCCUUUUAUAUAGCUAAGGUGGAGUCAGCCAAUGGCCUGCAAGCCUGGAAAAAUUUGCAGGGCAGUUUCCCUGGACAGCUUUGCAGUGCCGUGCCAUUUGAAUUUAAGCACGCACAUACACACACACACACACACACACACACAGAGCCGGGCUCUGUGCUCUCCAUUUCUGGCUUGCCUCCCAGCAGAGUUGAGUUAGGGCUCGGGUUCAGUUUUUUCGUCUCACUCUGCUCCCUGCAGCAACCGCUUCUCCAGGCUCUGCUCGUCGGGACUCCCAAUCAAUCAUGGCGGACACUCCUCUGCAAAUUAUUGAGCAGCCAGCUCCCUCCGAGACCUCCGAGGAGCCAGCAGCUGAAGAUCCAAUUAAAUCUGACCAGAUCAAUGGUGUGAUGGUACUCACCCUUCUGGACAAGAUCAUCGGGGCGGUGGAUCAAAUCCAGCUGACCCAGACUCAGCUGGAGGAAAGGCAGCAAGAGAUGGACAGCGCAGUGGCCAGCAUCCAGGGGGAACUCACCAAGCUCACCAAAUCACACACCACCACCAGCAACACCGUGAACAAGAUGUUGGAAAAAGUCCGCAAGGUGAGCGUCAACGUGAAAACCGUCCGGCAGAACCUGGAGAAGCAAGCUGGGCAGAUCAAGAAGUUGGAGGUCAAUGAGGCCGAGCUGUUGAAGCGAAGGAACUUCAAAGUCAUGAUCUAUCAGGAUGAAGUGAAGCUCCCGGCCAAGCUGAGCAUCAGCAAGUCUUUGAAGGAGACAGAGAAGGAAGAGGAGGGCGAGGAGGUGCCUGGCGAGGAGGAGCACGCAGACGAGGACCGAAUCCAGCUCUCGUCAGAUGAGGAGGUAGAAGUGGAAGAGAUCAUUGAGGAGUCCCGAGCAGAGCGGAUCAAGAGAAGUGGCAUGAAGAAGGUGGACGACUUCAAGAAGGCUUUCUCCAAGGAGAAGAUGGAGAAAACCAAGCUCAAGACCAAGGAGAAUUUGGAGAAGACCAAACACAACUUGGAGAAGACCCGGCACAACCUGGAGAAGAGGAUGAACAAGCUGGGUACUAAGAUCGUGACCACCGAGAGGAGGGAGAAGAUGAAAACCUCUCGGGACAAGCUGAAGAAGUCCUUCACCCCCGACCACCCCGUCUACGCCAGGUCCAAGACGGCAGUCUACAAGGUGCCACCCUUCACCUUCUACGUCAAGAAGAUCAGAGAGGGCGAGGUGGAGGUGAAAGCCACGGAGAUGGUGGAGGUGGGAGGAGAGGAGGUGGAGAACACGGAGCUGCUGAGAGAGGAGAGCCCAGAGAUGCACACACUGCUGGAGAUCACGGAGGAAUCGGAUGCCGUGCUGGUGGACAAGAGCGACAGUGAGUAGGACAGGCGGCGGUGCGGGAUGGAUGGCUGAACACCUACCCUUUCACACUGCAAGAUCUCUCUUUGCCCCAAGUGUCUCUGGAAGUCCGCGCCGAUCCCCCGCCAUCCCGGACGAGGUGUCGUUUCUAUUUUAGUUUUAGCACACAGAAGAGAGAAGGAACCCA
Molecule: messenger RNA, 1609 nt
Organism: Pelodiscus sinensis (Chinese soft-shelled turtle)
Lineage: Eukaryota; Metazoa; Chordata; Testudines; Trionychidae
Gene: CAVIN1
Product: caveolae associated protein 1
Biological process (GO): termination of RNA polymerase I transcription; transcription initiation at RNA polymerase I promoter
Cellular component (GO): caveola; cytoplasm
Molecular function (GO): rRNA primary transcript binding
Source: RefSeq, a predicted model, not a curated record